This is a messenger RNA of Piliocolobus tephrosceles (Ugandan red Colobus), 1163 nucleotides long. Its product is annotated as carcinoembryonic antigen-related cell adhesion molecule 19. The record is from RefSeq and is a predicted model, not a curated record. The transcript has 4 exons. Lineage: Eukaryota; Metazoa; Chordata; Mammalia; Primates; Cercopithecidae.
AGGCAUUUGUUGCUUAUUUGCCGGGCCUCUUGCAUGCAGUUCUCCCAACAUCCCUGUGAGGUGGUGAUGCUUAUCCCCAUUCUCCAGCGGAGGAAGCUGAGGCCCAGAGAGGUGAAGUCAUUUGCCACAAAAUCCCCCAGCCAAAUGGUAGUAGAACCAGGUUUUCAGCCAGACUCACUAGCUCACGGCAGAGCUGCCCUGGAGUCUGCAGCCAUUCAUUCUAUAGCCGGGCCGCUCCAUCCUUCAAGGCAGUUCAACGUCAAGAUUCCUGAUCUGCCUCAACCUGAGGCCUCUAGAAGAUACCAUCACCCCGGACAAGCUGAAGACGUGUGUCUGUCCGGAACACUCAGACACACACAAAGUGCUAUGGAUACGCCACACCCCGACCUAGCUGUCUCUUCCCGAUGGACCUCACUGGGUACAAAUGCCUGGCACCGCCUGACUCGGCUCCCAAGUAGAGACAGGAUUUCACCAUGUUGGCCAGGCUGGUCUCGAACUCCUCACCUCGUGAUCUACCCACCUUGGCCUCCCAAAGUGCUGGGAUUACAGGCCUGAGCCACCGCACCCAGCCUGUCUCAGAGCCUUCAAUGUCCAGCUCGUGGCCCCUUGGCAUUUCCACAAGACGCCAAGAUGGAGAUUCCCAUGGGGACCCAGGGCUGCUUCUCAAAGAGCCUUCUGCUCUCAGCCUCAAUCCUGGUCCUCUGGAUGCUCCAAGGCUCCUAGGCAGCCCUCCACAUCCAGAAGAUUCCAGAGCAGCCUCAAAAGAACCAGGACCUUCUCCUGUCAGUCCAGGGUGUCCCAGACACCUUCCAGGACUUCAAUUGGUACCUGGGAGAGGAGAUGUAUGGAGGCACGAGGCUAUUUACCUACAUCCCUGGGAUACAACGGCCUGAGAGAGAUGGCAAUGCCAAUGGUUCCAUGCUGCUGCACCACACCCAGCCUACAGACAUUGGCACCUACCAAGUAGCCAUUACCAUCAACUCUGAAUGGACUAUGAAGGCCAAGACUGAGGUCCAGGUAGCUGGUAAGUGUUAGGGUCUGGGGAUGAGGUGAGGAAGCUAAUGAGCCCUGAGCAGCUACCACGCACCAGGUGCUGUGCAAACACCAUUUCAUUUGGUCCUCUUAUUCAUUCACUCGACACAUAUUGAGCGUCUACUGUGUAC